Molecule: messenger RNA, 2046 nt
Organism: Ooceraea biroi (clonal raider ant)
Lineage: Eukaryota; Metazoa; Arthropoda; Insecta; Hymenoptera; Formicidae
Gene: Nup54
Product: nuclear pore complex protein Nup54
Biological process (GO): nuclear pore organization; NLS-bearing protein import into nucleus; protein localization to nuclear inner membrane
Cellular component (GO): nuclear pore central transport channel; nuclear pore
Molecular function (GO): structural constituent of nuclear pore
Source: RefSeq, a predicted model, not a curated record
GGUGCUUGUUGCACGUGCGAAGCGAACGGCCAUGUUGCGACUCGCGAAUGUCAUCGGUGCAACUGUACGUCGCGCGCGCGAGCGGUUCAGUUGACGUUUCACUCGCGAAGUAAAACUCCGAGAUGUCGUUUGGCAGCGGCUUCGGGGCGUCCGCGUCAACGCCCGCACCCACGUUCGCUUUCGGCAGCACCCCGGCUUCCACGGCGACACCGGUUAAACCUGUAGCGGGAUUUGGGACACCCUCGUUUGGCUUUAGUACACCAACCACUUCAACGCCAAGUCUCUUUGGCACUCCGUCGACUCAAACCAGUGGGUUUGGCACUGGUACUGGAUUCGGCACGCCAGCAGCUGCAGGAUUCGGCAGCACGUCAACCACGGGUUUUGGUUCUGCGCCUACUUUUGGCACAGCAUCGACCAGUGCGUUCGGUUCAGCACCAGCUUUUGGUAGCACUCCAGCUUCCUCUACAACCACUGGUUUCGGCACAACUUCGACUUUCGGCAGUACUCCCGCUUCCACUACUGGUUUCGGUGGAUUUGGCACAGCAACGACAACUUCAUCAUUGAGUUUUGGUGGUUUUGGCGGAUUCGGGACGAGUACCACUACAUCUGCCCCCAGCUUGUUCGGUAGCUUUGGCAGUACGAAUACCGCCUCGACAGGUUUUGGUACUUCCACAGGUUUCGGCGCGUUUGGAAGCAAGCCAGCUACCACUAGUACUACCGGAUUUGGUGGGUUCGGAUCAGGAACAGGAUUCACUGGAUUUGGUACUGCACUGACGCAGCCUCAACAGCAACAGCAGCAGCAGCAGCAGCAACAACAAUCCACGAACACUAUAUCAGAAGCUCUUUACAAUGCCGUAUUUAAUUGUCAAUUAUACAAUGACGAACGAGAUAAUACUAUCGCCAGAUGGAAUCUUCUUCAAGCGUUGUGGGGAGUGGGAAAAGCUUACUAUUCUAUAAACGCGCCACCCAUAGAUCUUACUCAGGAGAAUUCGCUUUGUAGAUUUAAAGCUAUUGGAUAUAGUCGUAUACCCGACGCUGACAACAAUGACGGUUUAGUGGUGCUGUGCUUCAGUAAGAAAGAAAAAGACAUGCAGGAUGGAAAGCAACAGUUGAUUGUAUUUUUGAGUGGCCUCUUGGGAAACAAGUCCAAUUUAACGGUGACCAUUGACAAUAUCAAGUCCACGGGGGAGAGCAAGAGCCAAGUGACGGUAUACGUGUCGGAAAAAGGAAUUACCGGGUCUUACAGAAAAAUUCCUGCCAACGAACUCGUCGCGUACUUGUCGCAAGCUAUGCAGAAGCAGCAGCUAAUACAGAACGGAGUCGAGGACGUAUUUCCACUUGUAAAACUUGAUCCGUCGCAGCUUAAAGAGUACCUGGACAAUCCACCUUGCGCUAUCGACGCCAGAUUAUGGAAGCAAGCGCAGUUGGAUAAUCCCAAUCCAGAAUUAUAUAUUCCAGUCCCUAUGAUCGGCUUCCAGCAGGUCAAACACAGAUUAAAGUGUCAGGAAGAGGAGACUGCUAGGCACAGAGCGUUCUUGGACAUGGCAGCGGAAAAGAUACAGGGCCUGCAGAGACAGCAUACAGCCACGCAAGCCAGGCUCAAGGAACACAGACGUACGUUACUGGAGCUUCAACAUCGAGUUCUGCAGGUACUAGUUCGGCAGGAGAUUACACGCAAAGUUGGAUUAUCCUUGCAACCAGAGGAAGAAGUGUUGACACGCAGAUUUGAAGCGAUGCACUCGCAGAUCAGUGCGCCGACACAAUACAAAGGUAGAAUCAGCGAAAUGCUUUCUCAGCUGAGGAUGAGGCGGCAUAUAGACAUCCAAAACCAAGAGAGGUAUGCGAUGGAUCCCAUAGCGCAGGAUGAUAUUAAAGCGUAUCUAAGUAUGGAGCAACAAGGCAUGGCACAACUUAUCGCGACGAUAAAUACCGAUCUAGAGAGUUUAAAAAUCAUUAAGGACGGUAUGUCGGAUCUUUUAGUGAGUCAAAGUAUAUCCUGAGAAUUGUAAUAUGUAAUAAAAUAUUUUCGCACACCUUUGAUACACA